This is a messenger RNA of Raphanus sativus (radish), 2846 nucleotides long. Its product is annotated as receptor like protein 24. The record is from RefSeq and is a predicted model, not a curated record. The transcript has a single exon. Bases 46 to 2691 code for a protein of 881 amino acids. Gene Ontology annotation, molecular function: protein binding. NCBI's taxonomy places the organism in Eukaryota, Viridiplantae, Streptophyta, Magnoliopsida, Brassicales, Brassicaceae.
UUUCUUAUACCAAAAUAAAUUUUCUUCAAAAGUUUCAUAAAAACCAUGUCUGAAUCACUUGUGCGUUUUCUUUUUCUCUCGCUAAUCUUUCUCUGUUAUAUCUCCCCUUCAAGCUCCUUUGAUUUACACUUAGAUUAUAGUGGUUAUGUUGCUUGUCGUCCCCAUAAGGCUCAAGCUCUCACCGAGUUUAUGAACGAGUUUGAUAGCAGCCAGUGCAACCUCAGUGAUCCCUUUAAUGGAGUCUGGUGCGAUAACUCGACCGGUGCGGUCACAAUGAUACGACUCACGGCUUGUCUCAGUGGAACUUUAAAUCCCAACAGUAGCUUAUUCAGGUUACACCAUCUUCGUUACCUUGACGUCAAUCGAAACAACUUCAGCUCUUCUUCACUUCCUCCUGAAUUUGGCAGUCUCGACAGGUUAGAGGUCUUAUCUCUUAACAGGAAUGGAUUUGUAGGCCAAGUUCCUUCCUCAUUUAGUAGCCUAAGCCAUCUUUCUGUUUUAGAUCUUACCGGAAACGAGCUCACUGGUAGUUUCCCACUUGUAGGAAAUUUAACAAAGCUCUCAUAUUUAAGCCUUUGUAAUAAUCGUUUCUAUGGAACUCUGAAUCCCAACAGUACUAAACUGUUUGAGUUGCACCACCUCCGUUAUCUUUAUCUAGGUUACAACAACUUCAGUUCAUCAAUCCCUUCUGAGUUUGGAAAUCUCAACAAACUUGAGAUCUUGUCUCUCAAGUCCAAUGAUUUUUCCGGGCAAGUUCCUCCCACAAUUAGUAACCUAAGCUCGUUAAAGGAGUUGUCCCUUCAAGACAACAGGCUCACUGGUAGUUUUCCACUUGUACGAAAUCUAACCAUGCUAUCUGUUCUAAAUCUUGAAGAUAACCACUUCUCUGGAACCAUUCCAUCUUCUCUCACCACUAUUCCAUUCUUGUCAGAACUCGGUUUAAGUGGAAACGAUUUCAUCGGUUCUAUUGAAUUUCCUAACACCUCCAGGCUCGAGUACUUGUACCUUGGGGAUAACCAUUUUGAAAGAAAAAUAAUAGAGCCUAUCUCAAAGCUCACCAACCUCAAGGAUCUUAAACUUUCUUUCUUAAACACAAGCUACCCAAUUGACUUAAACCUCUUCUCCUCUCUCAAAUCUUUGGUGUACCUCGAUCUUUCCGGUAAUAGAAUAUCUCCAGGCAGUUUAGGUUCAAAGUUAGACAUAUCAGAAAACUUGGAGGAUUUGAGAUUAUCAGGCUGUGGCAUCAGUGAGUUCCCAAAUAUCUUCAAGAUCCUUCUGAAAUUGGAAUAUAUAAAAAUUUCAGGAAACAGUAUCAAAGGGAAAGUCCCUGAGUGGUUAUGGAAGCUUCCUCGUCUGAACACAUUGUAUCUUUCAAAUAAUUCGUUUAGUGGUUUCGAAGGUCCAGCGGAUGUUUUGGUAAAUUCAUCGGUGAAGUAUUUAUUGAUGGGGGAAAACCGUUUUGAAGGAGCAAUUCCUGCUCUACCACUCUCUAUCAACAUUUUUUCUGCCUCAGACAACAGAUUCACGGGGAGCAUACCCCUUUCAAUCUGCAAUUGUAGAUCUCUUACGGAUUUGACGCUAUCUUACAACAACCUCACGGGUCCAAUUCCUCAAUGCUUGAGCAACUUGACGUUUGUGCAUCUUCGGGCGAACAGCUUGGAAGGAAGUAUCCCUGACGCCUUUUAUAAGAGUGCUUCUCUGCAGACACUCGACCUUGGACACAAUCGAUUAACUGGGAAGCUUCCAAGAUCUCUUCUGAACUGCUCAUCUCUAGAGUUUCUAGUUGUUGAACACAACAGAAUCAAAGACAAGUUUCCUUUCUGGCUCAAGGAUUUGCCGAAUUUGAAAGUCCUUAUCCUCAGUUCAAACAAGUUCUAUGGUUCUAUAUCUCCUCCUGAUCAAGGUCCUCUCGAGUUUCCAGAGCUACGUAUAUUUGAGAUAUCUGAUAAUGAGUUUACUGGAAGCUUACCACCAAGGUAUUUUGUCAAUUGGAAAGCAUCAUCACUUACGUUGAAUGAAGAUGGUCUAUAUAUGAUACACAGAACAACUUCUGAUGGGAAUUCGUACUUUGCUGUCGUAGAGACUAUAGAUUUGCGAUACAAAGGUCUAUCCAUGGAGCAACAGAAUGUCGUUAAUUCCUAUGCCGCCAUUGAUUUUUCAGGGAAUAGAAUUGAAGGACACAUUCCUGAAUCCAUUGGUCUUUUGAAAGCAUUGAUUGCACUCAACUUCUCAAACAACGCCUUCACAGGCCGUAUUCCUCUGUCUUUCUCCAAUCUGAGCAAUCUCGAGUCACUAGACCUAUCAAGAAACCAACUCUCAGGGACAAUUCCAGGUGGACUUGGAAGCCUCUCAUUUUUGGCGUACAUAAAUGUGUCUCACAACCAGCUCAAGGGUGAGAUACCACAAGGAACACAGAUUACUGGGCAAGCUAAAUCUUCAUUUGAAGGGAAUGCAGGGCUUUGUGGUCUUCCUCUCCAGGACACUUGCUUUGGGAUUAAUGCACCACCAACACAACCACCAACGCAAGAAGAAGAAAAGGAAGAAGAAGAACAAGUGCUGAACUGGAAAGGCGUGGUUAUUGGGUAUGGAUCUGGAGUGUUGCUUGGAUUGGCAAUCGCACAACUCAUUUCUUCAUACAAACCGGACUGGCUCGUCAAGAUAAUUGGUCCAAACAAGCACAGACACCGUUAGUACUGUUUCAGUUUUGAGUGUAAUGGUUGAAUGCUCAUCUCCUUAUGUUUUUCUCUAUCAUUAUCUGAUGUUUUGUUCUGUUUCAUUUUAUUUUAUUUUGUUAAAGGGAUUUGUUUUGUUUCAUGUUUUAAAGUAAAUGAUGUGUUUUGUAGUAA